Molecule: messenger RNA, 1327 nt
Organism: Lathyrus oleraceus (garden pea)
Lineage: Eukaryota; Viridiplantae; Streptophyta; Magnoliopsida; Fabales; Fabaceae
Product: aquaporin NIP6-1
Exons: 5
Coding region: 178-1095 (305 amino acids)
Biological process (GO): transmembrane transport
Cellular component (GO): membrane
Molecular function (GO): channel activity
Source: RefSeq, a predicted model, not a curated record
AGCAUUAAUUGAUACCCCAUCUAUCCCAUUUCUAUAUAUACAUGUUACCUUAGUUUUGAACUCUCAUCACAAUUAACACAUUAAGACAAACAACUUUACCACUCAUCUCAAGGCCAUUUCCUGUAAACUUUGUUUUGGUUUAUUUUAUUACUUAAUUUGAGAGUGAUUAAUUAGAGUAUGGACAAUGAGGAAAUCCCAUCAGUACCUUCUACUCCAGCAACACCAGGUACUCCUGGUGCUCCUCUUUUUGGUGGAUUCAAAUCUGAAAGACAUGGAAGUGGUAGAAACAACUCAUUACUCAAGAGUUUGAAAUGUUUUAAUGUUCAAGAAUGGACUUUGGAGGAUGGUGCCUUACCUAAAGUCUCUUGCUCUUUGCCUCCUCCUCCCGUUCCUCUCGCCAAAAAGGUUGGAGCAGAGUUUAUAGGCACAUAUAUUCUAAUGUUUGCUGGAAUAGCCACUGCAAUUGUGAACCAAAAGACACAUAAUUCAGAGACACUAAUUGGAUGUGCUGGAGCUACUGGACUUGCUGUUAUGAUCAUUAUUUUAUCAACCGGUCAUAUUUCUGGUGCUCAUCUCAAUCCUGCUGUCACCAUUUCAUUCGCCGCAUUAAAGCACUUUCCUUGGAAAAAUGUGCCUUUGUAUAUUGGUGCACAAAUUCUGGCUUCAAUAUGUGCUGCAUUUAGUCUGAAAGGAGUUUUUCAUCCAUUCAUGAAUGGUGGUGUCACUGUUCCUUCAGUUGAAUAUGGCCAAGCUUUUGCUUUAGAGUUCAUUAUCAGCUUUAAUCUCAUGUUUGUUGUCACUGCAGUUGCAACCGACACAAGAGCUGUGGGAGAGCUUGCGGGAAUCGCGGUGGGAGCCACCGUCAUGCUCAACAUACUCAUUGCUGGGCCUGCAACUGGAGGUUCAAUGAAUCCAGUAAGAACAUUGGGCCCAGCAAUUGCUGCAAACAACUACAAAGGCAUAUGGCUAUAUAUCAUAGCUCCUAUUCUUGGAGCUUUAGCUGGGGCAGGUGCCUACACUGCUGUUAAACUCCCUGAUGAAGAUUUUAACUCUGAAGUAAAAGCCUCUUCUGCCCCUGGAAGCUUUAGGAGAUGAUCUCAUCUCAUCCACAAGGUUGCAAUACAAGAUCUAACAAAGCUACUUUAAAUAGAACUUUUUUAUUAUAUAAGUACAUUAUAGUUUGUAAUUAAGAAUGAGUGAGUGAGUACUGCAAUUGAUGCAUCCUUAGCUUGCUAGCUACAUGCGCAUGUUGUAAUAUUUGUGUUCAAAUGCAUCAAUUAGUUGUGCAACGUUAUGAUCCAAGAUGAAUUAGUGUUGUUUCUGUACA